AUGAAUGUGGCUGGUAUUAUGAAGCAAAUCUGGUGGAUUGCCUCCAAGCAAAACCGACUUUGGGUGCAUUGGGUCCAGCAGAGGUACCUCAAGCAGGAAUCACUUUGGACAGUUAAGGUGUUGCAAAAUUGCUCUUGGGUUUGGAGGAAAGUUUUGAAAUAUAGAGAUAAGGCAUUGCCUUUAAUUAAUACCUUCAUUGGCAAUGGCAGAUCUACCAAACUUUGGCUCGACAAGUGGCACCCAGAGGGAGUCCUUUUUAAUAGGUUUGGUAGUAGGAUUUGCUAUGAUGCGGGAUCUUAUGCGCUUGCAGCCCAUCAUGCACUUGUCAAGGAAAUUGUUCGGGAUGGAGACUGGCUGCCUGGCCCUUCAACCUCUUUCGACCUUAUUGAUGUGUGGAGAGCCCUCCCCUCCAUUGAUAAGUUGCAUAGUGACAACCUGGAUUUGGUAGUCUGGACUGGCAAUCCGACAGGUAUCUUUUCAACCAAAUCGGCUUGGAAUGCCACCCGUGUGAAGGCCAACCCCGUGGAUUGGAGUGAAGCAGUUUGGUUUGAAGGCAGCAUUAAGUCCCACUCUUUUGUUUCUUGGAGGUGUCUGGUCAAUGCUCUCCCCACUAGGGAUAAUCUUCUUCACAGGGGGAUCCCGGUUCAACAUAGUUGUGAGUUUUGUUGGGCUGGUAUUGAGAGCAGAAACCAUCUUUUCUUUGCUUGCCCUUUUUCCAUUGAUAUUUGGAGGAGGAUCUUUGGUAUGUGUUCUCUUCAUGGACAGGCUCCCAUGAACAUAUUUGACGCUGCCAUUUGGGUUCGGUAUGCGGCAGGAAGAGCGGGGAGCUUAGGUGUGGUUUUAAAGCUUGCAUUUUGUGCCACUAUCAAGCAUAUUUGGUUUGAAAGAAAUUUCAGAAUUUCUCGCCAAAAGGCUAGAUCUAAGGAUCAGAUUGUGGAAGCUAUCAAGGGGGAUGUUAGGACUGCAGUCACAUCUGGUUCUUUGAGUGGGGAUCCUAGUCCUGCUAAUUCCCACGUUGCUUCGGCCUGGAACUUGCAAGUUCAUUGGACUAUUAGGAUGCCGAGACCAUGCUCGUGGGUCUUACCUCCUAACAAUUUGUGGUCCCUUCACUGUGAUGGUUCGUUGUCCGAUGGUAGAGCUGCUUUUGGAGGAGUGAUUCGUAAUGCGAUUGGACAACUU
Telopea speciosissima is the source of this 1179-nucleotide messenger RNA. RefSeq lists its product as uncharacterized. The transcript has a single exon. The record is from RefSeq and is a predicted model, not a curated record. NCBI's taxonomy places the organism in Eukaryota, Viridiplantae, Streptophyta, Magnoliopsida, Proteales, Proteaceae. The annotation marks the transcript as partial.